AUGAGUGCUGAAAAGUAUAUACAACGAGCUGAGCGUCAUGUUGCUGCUCAAAAAGAUACAGCCGAUGAUGUAGCUAGCUUGGCAAAAGUUGUUGGUGAAUGUAUUGCAUUUCCAUCCUUUUUCAAAUUGCCAUUAGAACUAAUUUUAGCAGCUUUCGAAGCUUCCAAAGUGCAACUUACUGAACAACAAAUUACAAAAGCAGAAGAAUCAAUCAAAUCUGUACAUGGGCAUAGAGCAGCCAAGAAAUUCAAGAGCCUUAAGAGAAUCACAAAAUUAUUAGCUUCAAUUGCUGAAGAUAAAGCUUCAUUGCAAACACCAGAAGCCGAAGAAGAAGAUGGUGAUGAAGAUUUUGAUGAGGAAGAAGGCAAUGGAGAAGAGGAAGACGCUGGAGAUGAAAUUACCGAAGAUGACGUUCCUGAAGGCAUGCUUCGUGCAGCAUUCUCAGGCAAUAUGAAGGAACUUCAAUCUUGUGUACAUAAUAAGCCAGAACAAAUGAAAGAUAUGUACGAUAGAAUUGGCUAUCCAUUGCAUUGUGCUAUUUUCAAUGACAAGCCAGAAGCAGUUGAAUACUUAUUACGAAAAGGUGCUAAGGUCAACCAAAAGGGCGCUCUUGGUCAAACACCACUUCAUUUUGCUUGCCAAAGCGAAGUUAAGAAGAUUUUUGAUGCAGUUGUUGGCACCAAAGGCAUCGAAAUUGAUCCAGUAGAUGAUGAAGGUGAUACUCCUCUCAUUGUCUGCGCUAAAUAUAAUAGAGCAGAUUACGCAGCCGUUUUAAUUCAAAAGGGUGCUAACUUAAACAAGCAAAACAAAGAAGGUGAUACAGCUCUCCACAUUUGUGCCCAAUAUGGUGCAAACGAUGUUGCCAAAUUAUUAAUUGAAAAAGGAGCUAAUAUCAACCUUAUGAACAUGCAGUUCAAGUCAGCAUUCAUUCUCGCUUGCGAGUCAAACUCCGGCGAUAUUGCCGCAUUGCUCCAAGGCGCAUUCUCAAAUGCCCAAGCUGAAAUCGUCAUCGAGGAUUAUUCCGAUGAUGACGAUAAAUAA
Molecule: messenger RNA, 1041 nt
Organism: Trichomonas vaginalis G3
Lineage: Eukaryota; Parabasalia; Trichomonadida; Trichomonadidae
Product: spectrin binding
Exons: 1
Coding region: 1-1041 (346 amino acids)
Molecular function (GO): protein binding
Source: RefSeq, a predicted model, not a curated record